Molecule: messenger RNA, 2202 nt
Organism: Symbiodinium natans
Lineage: Eukaryota; Dinophyceae; Suessiales; Symbiodiniaceae
Source: the annotation of a GenBank genome assembly
AUGUCGCUGGAAUGGGUGGAAGACAUGCUGGGGCUCACAACCUGGCAUGGCCAUGUCUGCGAAGGGCAGCUGGACUCGGUGCGGGAAUUGUUUGGAUAUGAGACACGCUUGCUGCGAGGCUUGCGCAGGAACAAAGCGAUGAAGGACAUGGAAGAAGCCAUUCGGGAUGCUGGCGCCAGAGUGGGCAUCAGUUUGUUGACGGACCUGUCUCAAAACCUCGCGCGCGUCCAAACGACACAAUGCGCAGAAGCUGCCAGCUCGGCUUCAAGCAGCGAGGACGAGGACGGGGACGGGGUCUCUGCUAGCUUGGAUGCUUUCACCGAUGACGUGGAUUACGACGACUUGCGCGAUCAUGAAGCCUUUGCUGGUCAAGAUCUGGCGGACGCGCGCGCGCCGAGUUCUAUUGCUAUUUCGGAUUACACGACUGAAGAUGAAGCGACUGAGGUAUUCGCGCCGCUGACCGUCAAUCUUGAUGUUUCAGUCAGUUUGGCGGCCCGGAGUAUCGUGGAAGCUCGUUUGGGUGGCGGCACGGGGUUGGAAGCAACAGAGUUGGAGCCAGCAAACCCUUCCAUGUAUUACUUUGCUGCGUACCUCACGCCAGCCGCGCGCAAGAGCUGGUGCGUCGUUGAUGUUCUUGGCGGAGCUGAAGCGAUGUUGAUUUGCGAGAACACUGUGCUUUGGGUGGAUGGUUGUGGUGCCAUGGGGCAAGGAGCCGGGGCCCGGGUCGCCGACAUGAACGUCCAAGGCCCGGUCACGGGAGGUCAUCGCCAACGGUUCCCACUGUGGUAUCUCGCCCUGCACGCCACCAUCGUCUCGCCGGUCGCCCGAUCCGGCGAACCACGCUCGCGUGCUGACACGCAGCCGGGGAGCCUGAACUCAGGCGGAAAAGCCGCUGCCGCCUCGUCGUCGUCGGCGUUGGGAUGCGUUGAGGUUGGCGGCCGUUUUGGGGCCGAGGCAGCGACGUUGUUGCGCCUGCUCGCCCGCCAGCGGGCCGCCUCAGUUGCACGGGGAUCAGGCGCCGACCCGCCGACCUGCCCAGCCUUACCGAACGAAACUUGCACCGGCAGGACAAAAACAUCCGGUGCAGCGGUGGGACAUUAUCUCCUGCUGCUGGAGGACGAGGAGGGAUCGGAGAAACGCUAUGCCGAUUGGUGUCGCGAGCGUUGGCAUGACAGUAUGCGGCGGACCUACGCCCUGACGAGCAAGCCUUGGCCUACCUAUGCCUACCUCGACGAUGCGUGCAUCUUGGCUCCACCUCACCGUGCGCUCCAGCUCUACCAUAGCCUGGCGCUGGGAAACGCCGCCUCGCCCGUGUGCAUCGUUACCGUUGACCCGGGCCUGCGGACGAGGUGUCAAGCGCUUGGCAUCGACCUCCGCCCGGCUGCUCCCCCAAGCCACCAAACGGCCCAUACGACCGUCCGGGACUACGCGACCAGAACCUUCUCCGCUGCGGACGCUGCGGAGCCCGCGGAGCCACACAACUUGCGGGCCGUAUGUUGCCGCCGCCUGGCGGGACCCGCGCUAGGCUUCGCCGAGCUCCCGGAUGCUAGCAUGCACUGGGCCCCCCUGCCCCACCGCAAUGACGUGGGCAUCGCCUCAUGGACUCCGCAGUGGCUCUGCAUGCGCUGCCAGAACGUGCUGCCGGUUGCGUGCGUCCAGACGCCGGGGCCUCCCCCGCCAUGCCUCCGUUGCUCGGCCCCCAUGCUGUGGGAGGUCAACCUUGCUUCGCACGUGGAGCGCUGGGUCUGCUCUUGCUGCCCAUUUGCGCACCCGGUCAGACCCUUUGCAUUGGGACCGGAGCCCCCCUUGCCCGCGUCACAGGCGGUCCCCGCGCCCGAGCCCGCCCUCCCGCAAACCGUCGUCCAGUAUGUUGAUGCCGUGCCUCCGCCGCUCCCCCUCAUCGCUGGCACCAACUCUGAGGUGUACGUCCUGAUUCUGCGCGCCUGGUGGCAGCGCACCGUUGAGGCCUUGCUCGCGCGCCCGUUUCUGCCCGUGCAGGAGCUCGCUCAGGCGGGCAACGCCAUGCGCAAGUCACCUCACUCGCGGAUGUUGUGCGGGCGGCCAUGUGCCGCCGAUGCGCCUGCUGACACGAUUCAGAGCGGCAACGCCGCGUUGCGCCGUGUCGCUGCGGCGGAGGAGGGUUUGCGUGUUGGCCUCGCCUCUCUGGACGGCAUCGACCUCGAGGCGACCCUCAGCUCCUGA